Messenger RNA from Pteronotus mesoamericanus, 1983 nucleotides. It is a transcript of the gene TMUB2, whose product is annotated as transmembrane and ubiquitin like domain containing 2. The transcript has 4 exons. NCBI's taxonomy places the organism in Eukaryota, Metazoa, Chordata, Mammalia, Chiroptera, Mormoopidae. The coding region runs from base 159 to 1124 and encodes 321 amino acids. Gene Ontology annotation, molecular function: protein binding. The record is from RefSeq and is a predicted model, not a curated record.
CUUCCUGGAGAAGCCGGAAGAGACUGGACCCUGGGCAGAAUCAGGGGUAACCAGCCCCUUCUCUUGCCCCUACGGAAAGGUGAGUCCGUGGGCCGUCCUGGCGAAGUCAAAACACUUAGUCUGGCCGUUUCAGGCACUCUGCUAAGUAAUUUGCUUCGAUGAUUUCCCGGCAUCUUCAAAACAACCUUAUGAGUGUGGACCCGGUCAACAGCCAGGCCAUGGAACUCUCCGAUGUCACCCUUAUUGAGGGUGUGGGUGAUGAAGUGACUGUGGUGGCAGGUGUGGCGGUGCUGAUUCUAGCCUUGGUUUUAGCUUGGCUCUCUACUUAUGUAGCAGACAGCAGUAGCAACCAGCUCCUGGGCACUAUUGUGUCAGCUGGCGACACAUCCGUUCUCCACCUGGGGCACGUGGACCAUCUGGUGGCGGGCCAAGGUACCCCAGAGCCAGCUGAACUCCCGCAUCCAUCAGAAGUUAACGAUGAGAAAGCUGAAGAGGCUGGAGAAGGUGGAGACUCCGCAGGGGAGCCCGGAGCUGGGGGUGGUAUUGAGCCCAGCCUGGAGCAUCUGCUUGACAUCCAAGGCCUGCCCAAAAGACAGGCAGGCUCAGAGAGCAGCAGUCCACAAGCUCCGCUGAGAUCUGAGGAUGGCACCACCCUGCCUCCCAGCCCCGGCUUCAUCAACGUUCGGCUCAAAUUCCUCAAUGACACCGAGGAGCUGGCUGUGGCCAGGCCAGAAGAUACUGUGGGUACCCUGAAGAGUAAAUACUUCCCUGGACAAGAGACCCAGAUGAAACUGAUCUACCAGGGCCGCCUGCUGCAGGACCCAGCCCGGACACUGCGCUCCCUGAACAUUACCAACAACUGUGUGAUUCACUGCCACCGCUCACCCGCAGGGUCAGCUGUUCCAGGCCCCUCAGCCUCUCUGGCCCCCUCCUCAGCCACUGAGUCCCCCAGCCUUGGUGUCAGUGUGGGCAGCCUCAUGGUGCCUGUGUUUGUGGUGCUGCUGGGUGUGGUCUGGUACUUCCGUAUCAAUUACCGCCAGUUCUUCACAGCACCUGCCACAGUCUCCCUGGUGGGGGUCACUGUCUUCUUCAGCUUCCUAGUAUUUGGGAUGUAUGGACGAUAAGGACAUAGGGAGAAAAUGAAAGGCAUGGUCUUCCUCCUUUAUGGCCUCCCCUGUUUCCUAGCCAGACCUGGGCCCAAGGGCCUGGGAGGGAGGGGUGGAAAGGAUAUGGUGGGUCCUCCUCAGCCCCAUCACGGCCACAAGGUACAGACAUCCUCUCUGCGCAAGCACAACUCAGGUAGAAACGAGGAUGUCAUCUUCACUCUUAGGGUCUGAAGUUUAGAGCCAUGCUGGUGGCCAAGCUCAGUGGGGUGGGGAGCCUGGGCUCUGAGGAUUCCCUCCUAGCUGUGACCCUAGCUCUUCCCAUUGUCCUGCAUGUUCAUUCCUCAGCACCCAGGGCCACCUGCUAGGACAGCUCAGUUUGGCCCCCGUGUACUUUUGCAGGGAGCCUGGAGUAUCUUUUUAAUUCCUCAGUGGAAUAUCCAUCUUUUGAGACAAAUCACACAGGCAGCAGUGACGACUGUCAGCUUGCCCUACAGGCACCUCGCUGCCUCUCCCCCUCCCCCCGUAGCAGAAAUAGGGUGUCCUCCACGUUCUGGACAGUUCCCAGUGUUCUCCCUUUUUUCAAAGCACUUUGGGGUUUUUUGUUUUGUUUUCCUCUUAAUAGUCCUUUAGAGAGCUUGUCAGGAAGGGGAUUGGGGCACAAAGCCAGGCCCCCAGCAUUGGGAGAGGCCAGGCCACAGCUGCUGCUCCCCUAGGCCUAAGGCUGUAAGCAAGAAAUGGCUCUGGCCUUCAGCCAGUGACCUACCCUGCCCAGCUCCAAGGAGCGCGGAGUAUGGAGCACUGUGCCCCCGACCCUUGCCUCUGGGGGUCUUGGAUGGAGGGGUGGGAUCAGUGUCUGUGACUGAAUAAAGUUCCAUUU